AUGUAUCUGAGCCCUCCACAACACAGUGAAAAGCUGAAUUCACCACCAACCCCAGUGUAUGUGAACCCCCCACAAUACAGUGCGAAGCCUAAUUCGCCACCAACCCUGGUGUAUCUGAACCCUCCACAACACGGGGCGAAGCCUAAUUCGCUACCAACCCAGACCCCUCCACAACAUGGGGGAAAGCCUAAUCUGCCAUCAACCCAGAUGUACAAGAACCCUCCACAAAUAGAGAAACCUGAGUUGGUCCCAACUCACCCUCCUUAUGGAGAGAAGCCUAGGCCCAAACCAAAACCGCAAUCUCCAACUCAACCACGUAACGUGACGAAGUCACCAUAUGUAAAACCACUGAUAUCCUCACCACCAGUGCACAAGCCGCUGCCUAAUGGACCGGAGUGGGAUAGUAGGGUCGAUUCAACACCGGGUGCCAUCCGGCAAAGCACGGAUGCCAUCCGGCAAAGCACGGAUGCCAAGGCGGAGGCUUUGACUCAUUCAAGAAGAUCCCGUUGCCGUGGAUAUGGAAUGGAUGCGUAG
Molecule: messenger RNA, 534 nt
Organism: Morus notabilis
Lineage: Eukaryota; Viridiplantae; Streptophyta; Magnoliopsida; Rosales; Moraceae
Product: extensin
Exons: 2
Coding region: 1-534 (177 amino acids)
Source: RefSeq, a predicted model, not a curated record